Molecule: messenger RNA, 2345 nt
Organism: Oncorhynchus mykiss (rainbow trout)
Lineage: Eukaryota; Metazoa; Chordata; Actinopteri; Salmoniformes; Salmonidae
Source: RefSeq, a predicted model, not a curated record
GCCUGGGAGCACCGCAGCAGAGUGGGCACCGGUUACUCUGGUGACGUGUAAGUAGCAAUGAUACCAGGAAGUGUGAACUAGGGAAGCAAAAUAGUUUUGGUAAAUUGAUUAUUUUCACUCGUUAUCAAAGAAUAUAAUUUAUUCUGUAGUGAAUAGGUGUAUACUCUAGUUGUGUAACAUAUUACCAGCCGUCUAGUGAGCUACCAUGGGACGACAUGGGGGCGUUGGUUUAGCGGUUUUCGCACUCGUGCUGGUCUUUUGCGAAGCAAGAAGACACAAACUCGCCCUAAAGAAUGACUCUAGAUUUGUGGUUCAUCUCAACACCUUUGGUUUCUUUGCCAACGGAACCCUGGACGUCAACGUUCUCUCCCUGAGACUGCCCGAGGGCAACAGCAAGCACCCUGUGGGAUUCAGUCUCUCCAAGUCUCGUGUUAAUGGCGUGCUGUCCUACACAGCGGAGGAGACGUCGGUGUGUCCGCUCAGCAAACACAGCGGUGUUGAGCCCUUCUUCCUCUUCCUCAUUGACACCAACAACCUCAGAGUCAAUGUGAGGUCUUCUGGAGACCAGGACAGCGUCUUGACCCAGCUGAAGACAGACAAGACACUCACUGAAGACUCAGGUUCCAGGAGAAGAAGAGCAACUGUCAAUGACUUGAAAGUGACAGUACAGAAGAGUAAUGUGGAGGAAAUGAAGAAAGAUAUAGUGCUGAAGGAGGAGGGGACGAAGGAGGAAAUGAAGAAAGCUGGAGUGCUGAAGGAGGAGGGGACGAAGGAGGAAAUGAAGAAAGAUGUAGUGCUGAAGGAGGAGGGGACGAAGGAGGAAAUGAAGAAAGCUGGAGUGCUGAAGGAGGAGGGGACGAAGGAGGAAAUGAAGAAAGAUGUAGUGCUGAAGGAGGAGGGGACGAAGGAGGAAAUGAAGAAAGCUGGAGUGCUGAAGGAGGAGGGGACGAAGGAGGAAAUGAAGAAAGAUGUAGUGCUGAAGGAGGAGGGGACGAAGGAGGAAAAGAAGAAAGAUCCAGUGCUGAAAGAGGAGGGGACGAAGGAGGAAAAGAAGCCAGAACCCAAGGAGGAAAAAACGGGGCGGAUCAACGGGCUGACUCUGGAUGUGCAGAAAAUCAAUGGCUCCUACAGCUUCAGGUUCCACAUGGUGAUUGGCCAGUUGGAUGAGGGCCUGUACAACCUCGACUUCCACUACUGCGAGAACAUUCUGCCAGGCAACAACCGCCCCUACACUCUCAACGUGGAGGUGACGGAGAAGAACCCAGGAGGUUACCUGUCAGCAGCAGAGAUCCCUCUCCCUCGUCUCUACAUCUUCAUGGCUGGAGUUUUCUUCAUUAUAGCCAUGGUCUGGGUUUACACACUGCUGAAGCACAGGUACAGUGUGUUUAAGAUCCACUGGCUGAUGGCAGCUCUGGCCUUCACCAAGUCCAUCUCCCUGGUUUUCCACAGCAUCAACUACCACUUCAUCAACACGGAGGGACACCCCAUAGAAGGAUGGGCUGUCAUGUACUACAUCACCCACCUGUUGAAGGGGGCUCUGCUGUUCAUCACUCUGGCGUUGAUUGGUACUGGCUGGGCCUUCGUUAAAUACAUCCUGUCAGACAAGGAGAAGAAGAUCUUCAUGAUCGUCAUCCCUCUACAGGUUCUGGCCAACGUAGCCUACAUCAUAAUAGAGUCUACAGAGGAGGGCUCUAGUGAGUACGCCCUGUGGAAGGAGGUUCUGUUCCUGGUUGACCUCAUCUGCUGUGGAGCUAUCCUCUUCCCUGUUAUAUGGUCUAUUCGUCACCUACAAGAGGCUUCCAGCACUGAUGGGAAAGCUGCCAUGAACCUGGAGAAACUCAAACUAUUCAGACAUUACUACGUCAUGAUAGUGUGUUAUAUCUACUUCACGAGGAUCAUCGCCAUCCUGCUGAAGGUGACGGUGCCUUUCCAGUGGCAGUGGUGUUAUGAGUUCCUAGUGGAGGUGUCGACUCUGAUCUUCUUUGUGUUGACGGGGUAUAAGUUCCGCCCGGCUUCCAACAACCCCUACCUCCAGCUGCCCCUGGAUGAGGAGGACGUGGAGAUGGACGAAGUGGUGACGGAGUCAGGUAUGUUGGAGGGCAUCUCUAAAGUCAAGAAGACAUCUAAUGGUCGCGAGCGCCAGAAAGAGUCUACCUUGUGAGAGUGUGUGUGAAGAGGGGUGUGUGUUCUAAACACCCAUAACCCCUCAACGUUGGAGAGAAACGGGGACUGAAAUGGACCAAGACACACCCUUUACCCCUCCCCUAAAACACUUCCCCUCGAUCUGAAACUGGGUGGCUGUUACUAAAGCAACCACCGCCUCGCUAUGCAACAAGACGAACGAU